AUGGAUAGUUCAGAUUUUGCUGACGCAAGCGAUGGCAAUGACCGUAAACGGCCCAUGGAUAAUUCCCCAGAUUCAGAUGAGAAAAAAGAGAAGAUUCCAAGAGUGGAAUCCGAAUCAUCAGUGGAACCUAAUUCAUCGUCGGAAUCUUAUUCCGAAUCGGAUGAGAAAUUUAACGAAAGGGCAUAUCUUGAAGAUAAGCUGGAAGACGUUGAAAAUAACAAAGGUGACAUUCCUGCUCUUCUUUACGCGGCAAAAUACACUGACGUCGAUGUAUGCCGGAAACUCGUGGAUGACGGGGCAGACGUUAACGAAACGGACGAAAAUGGCAACGACGUCUAUCAUUGCGCAGCCAUGAACAAAAACAGCUGCGAUGUGGACCUGAUCUAUUUCUUUGCGGAGAAGAAAGCCAUAAAGAGAAGGCUAAAUAAUGAUAAUGUUGAUGCAGUCAAUUUGGCUAUCGAAUCUGGCAAAUUCAUGAUUCUUUCACACAUCAAUGGAGCGAGAACUGUGAAGGCCAAAACCGAUCUCAAUUUGGCCGUGGAGGAACAAAACCUCCUCUCCGUAAAAAUGGAUAAUUCAGAUUAUGCAGACGCAAGCGAGGGCAAUGACCGUAAACGGCCAAAGGAUGACUCCCCAGAGUCCGAUGAGGUAGAAAAAAAGAUUCCAAGAGUGGUAAUCGAUUCGUCGUCGGAAUCUCAUUCCGAAACGGAUGAGGAAUUUGACGAAAGGGCAUCUCUUGAAGAUAGGCUGGAAUACGUCGAGAAGAACAGAGGCGACAUUCCUGCGCUUCUUUACGCGGCGAAAUACGCUGACGUCGAUGUAUGCCAGAAACUCGUGGAUGACGGGGCAGACGUUAACGAAACGGACGAAAAUGGCAACGACGUCUAUCACUGCGCAGCCAUGAAUAAAAACAGCUGUUAG
Cloeon dipterum is the source of this 921-nucleotide messenger RNA. RefSeq lists its product as uncharacterized. Gene Ontology annotation, cellular component: ciliary inversin compartment. Gene Ontology annotation, biological process: protein localization to ciliary inversin compartment. Gene Ontology annotation, molecular function: protein binding. The record is from RefSeq and is a predicted model, not a curated record. Bases 1 to 921 code for a protein of 306 amino acids. The transcript is spliced from 6 exons. Lineage: Eukaryota; Metazoa; Arthropoda; Insecta; Ephemeroptera; Baetidae.